Messenger RNA from Hyla sarda, 6893 nucleotides. RefSeq names its product protein kinase N2 (gene PKN2). Lineage: Eukaryota; Metazoa; Chordata; Amphibia; Anura; Hylidae. Gene Ontology annotation, biological process: signal transduction; protein phosphorylation. The coding region runs from base 462 to 3419 and encodes 985 amino acids. Gene Ontology annotation, molecular function: protein serine/threonine kinase activity; ATP binding; small GTPase binding. The transcript has 22 exons. The record is from RefSeq and is a predicted model, not a curated record.
CACUUUAUUCAGACACAGAGGGUUGAGAUGCGUUUUCUUUGCCGGUGUGAAUUGGACAGUGCAGGCUCAUCCCAGCAGGAGCAGCAGGAGGCGCGGUUCCGGGGGCCGCCGCUAGGAGGCGCUGCGGUAAAGGCGGCACUUGGCAUCCCCUCCUCGGGUCGUUGUGUACUACCCUGUCCGGAGAUCACGUGACGGUCGCAAAACGUCGUCCAGUGCGACAGCGUGACACGCAAACGGUGCGACAGGCGCGGUGUACGGGCGGCGGCGGCGGUGGCGGUGAGAGGGCGGCGGGCGGAGGAGGCGGCGCGGCGGCCAUUCCCUGCUGGUUUCCUGUAUCCCCGCUUCCUCUCGGUCUCUCCCUUCAUGUGAGGAGGGGGCACGGGGCAACCUCUCUCCCUCCCCCCGAGCUCGGAGCCGCCUCCACUCCCCCAGGUGCUCGGACAAGAGGAGCCGGAGCCGCCAUGGCGUCCAACACGGACCGGGAGAUCAUCCUGACCGACUACCAGGACGCCAGAACCCACAUCGCUCCCGAACCCAUGGGUAUUAACCAGAAACUAGAUUUUUCCGAUCCUCUUACGCAGCCGAAUUUGGAUGAAAUAAAAGACCAGAUCAAGCGCGAAAUUAGAAAAGAACUUAAAAUCAAAGAAGGAGCAGAAAACCUCCGCAAGGUUACGACGGAUAAAAAGAACUUGGCCUAUGUGGAUAAUAUUUUAAAAAAGUCAAACAAAAAACUAGAGGAGCUACACAACAGCCUGCAGGAAAUAAACGCGCACAUCGUGGUGCGGGAGGCCGAGGACCUGCCAGAUUGUCCGAAAACACCAGACACUCCAAAAAGUGACUCCGGCUCAUCUGCAAGCAAUGGGCGUCUGUCAGCUUUACAGAAGCAGCUAGACAUUGAGCUGAAAGUGAAGCAGGGAGCAGAAAACAUGAUACAGACGUACUCCAAUGGCCCUUCGAAAGACAGAAAGCUCCUCGGGACGGCCCAGCAGAUGCUGCAAGACAGCAAGACCAAAAUAGAAGUCAUCCGCAUGCAGAUCCUCCAGGCCAUGCAGCAGACCAAUGAAAUGUCCUUUGACAAUGCAAAGCCUGUGAUUAGUCCUCUUGAGCUCCGAAUGGAAGAAUUGCGGCAUCACUUUAGGAUAGAGUUUGCAGUGGCGGAAGGAGCGAAAAAUGUUAUGAAGCUGCUAGGAUCUGGGAAGGUUACAGACAGGAAAGCCCUCACUGAAGCUCAGUCCAGAUUCAAUGAGUCCAGUCAGAAACUCGACCUCCUGAAAUAUUCUCUAGAGCAAAGACUCAGCGAACUUCCCAAAAAUCACCCGAAAGGCAACAUUAUCAUAGAAGAGCUGUCCAUGGUGGCGUCUCCUACGCUGAGCCCGCGACAAAGCAUGAUCUCCACGCAGAACCAGUACAGUACGCUGUCCAAGCCGGCCGCCCUCACAGGUACCCUGGAGGUCCGGCUGAUGGGCUGUCAGGAUAUUCUGGAGAACGUCCCUGGCAGGUCCAAAGCAGCGACCGCGACCCUCCCAGGCUGGAGUCCCAGUGAGGCCAGAUCCUCCUUCAUGAGCAGGACCAGUAAAGCGAAGAGCGGCAGCAGUCGGAAUCUCCUGAAGACCGAUGACUUUUCCAAUGAGGUCUGUGCGGUGCUGAAGCUGGACAAUACCGUGGUCGGUCAGACCAACUGGAAGCCGAUUUCUAACCAGUCAUGGGACCAGAAGUUUACGCUAGAGCUGGACAGAUCCAGAGAACUUGAGAUUUCAGUGUUUUGGAGGGAUUGGCGAUCCCUGUGUGCGGUAAAGUUUCUGAGGUUAGAAGAUUUCCUGGACAAUCAGCGGCACGGCAUGUGUCUGUACCUGGAGCCGCAGGGGACGCUCUUUGCAGAGGUAACCUUCUUCAAUCCAGUUAUUGAAAGACGACCAAAACUUCAGAGGCAAAAGAAGAUCUUUUCCAAACAACAAGGUAAAACAUUCCUUCGAGCUCCACAGAUGAACAUCAACAUUGCCACCUGGGGGCGACUGGUGAGAAGAGCCAUCCCUACAGUCAAUCACUCGGGCACCUAUAGCCCUCAGGUGUCUGUCCCUGCUUCUGUACCAGUUGUGGACACCCGGAAUGUAGAAUUAUCUCCAGCGGUCGGGGAGUCUCCCACAGGCAAGCUAAACUUUGAAAUCGAGCCCGAGCCACCCAUCGCUCCACCUCGGGCGUCUUCACUAGACUUGGAUCUGUAUCCCUCAUUGGAAAUGAAGACGCCAAGCUUACCGGCUCAGGACACAGGGUCAAACCAUGAGUUUUCCAACAACAGGAACAGCACGGCGUCCAAAUCCUCGACAGACCUGACGAAUGAAGGGGAGAUCACCGUGUCCGAUCUGGAUUACAGCGCAAUGCAGGAAACGGAGGACAGACGGGUGCAGCCGCGAUUCCAGUUCAGCCUCCAGGAUUUCCGGUGCUGUGCGGUAUUGGGCAGAGGGCAUUUCGGAAAGGUGCUGCUGGCAGAAUACAAGAACACUAAUGAAAUGUUCGCCAUCAAAGCCUUAAAGAAAGGAGACAUUGUCGCUCGCGAUGAAGUGGACAGCCUUAUGUGCGAGAAGCGCAUUUUUGAAACUGUGAAUAGCGUGCGGCACCCGUUCCUGGUGAAUCUAUUUGCCUGUUUCCAAACGAAGGAUCAUGUCUGCUUCGUGAUGGAGUACGCGGCCGGGGGAGAUCUGAUGAUGCACAUCCACACAGACGUCUUCUCCGAACCCAGAGCUGUGUUUUAUGCAGCGUGUGUGGUUCUCGGCCUCCAGUAUUUACACGAGCACAAGAUUGUAUAUCGGGAUCUGAAGUUGGAUAACUUGCUGCUGGAUACAGAAGGAUUUGUGAAGAUCGCGGACUUCGGGCUCUGUAAAGAAGGAAUGGGAUUUGGGGACCGGACGAGCACUUUCUGUGGAACGCCGGAGUUCUUGGCACCAGAAGUCCUUACAGAAACCUCCUACACCCGAGCGGUGGACUGGUGGGGGCUCGGCGUCCUCAUCUAUGAGAUGCUUGUAGGGGAGUCCCCCUUCCCUGGAGACGAUGAAGAGGAGGUGUUUGACAGUAUAGUGAACGAUGAAGUCCGAUACCCGCGCUUCCUGUCUACAGAAGCCAUUUCUAUUAUGAGAAGACUUUUAAGAAGAAAUCCUGAGCGACGACUGGGAGCAAGCGAGAAGGACGCAGAAGAUGUGAAGAAGCACGCGUUCUUUAGGCAUAUAGACUGGCAGGCGUUGUUGGCGAAGAAGGUGAAGCCGCCCUUCGUACCCACAAUCAAAGGACGGGAAGACGUCAGCAAUUUCGACGAUGAAUUUACCUCAGAAGCCCCCAUUCUAACCCCUCCCCGGGAGCCCCGGUUACUGACAGGGGAGGAGCAGGAAGCCUUCAAAGAUUUUGACUAUGUUGCGGAUUGGUGCUGAGAGAGGGAGGAGGGGGGGGAGGACACUGUGAAACUGGAGAGAACUGGCUGACAAGAUGACCGCCGACAAAGCGACAGUCUUCACCGCUCUGUGCCAUCUUCUUCAGUUCCCAAUUUUAUUUUUAUUUUAACUUUUAAAACACAUGAAGAUUCCUUUUAAAGUACUUUAAAAAAAUAUAUAUAUAUAUGAACUCUGUCAAAGAGCGGCCACGUACAACCUAAGCCCCCUAUUAUUUUUAUAACUGAGCACUGGAACGCAACUUUUACACCCCCCAAAUCCCCUCUGGUCCAUUUUGCGCCGAUUCAGGGGGCCGUCUGUCCGCCGUGGUGACUCGCCGCCCGCCGAUUUUACUCAGCGCUACAUGAAUGAUGCUUUAAUGAACCUCGCCACUAAAGAAUCUGCUGAGCUCAUGACCAGAACCGUGGUGGCUCCAACGCUACGGAAUCACAAAUCUAUUAUUUUUAUUUUACAGAAAUAGAACACUUACGUUUUUUUUUUUUUUUUAUUUCUUUCCAAUGUCAAUACGAUCAGGAAUGUGUGUAACUGUAGACACUAAAGAGCUCCGUGAUGGAGCUCAUCCAAUCAUGUAAGGCAAAUGGUAGAAAAAAGUACUUGUCCUUAAAACUGAACUGACCAAUAAGUCCGGACUAAGAUGGCCGACGUGUUAGCUUGACAUAAGGGCCGUUUCCUAUUUAUAUCCAGUGCAUCCUCUAAGAUGGUGUUUCCACCCCAGAGUGCCUCCAGCUUUUGCAAAACUUCAACUCCCAGCAUGUCCGCAUACUGGGAGUUGUAGUUUUGCAACAGCUGGAGGCACCACGGUUGGAAAACACUGCUCUAAAAACAGUGCAAUACGAGAAUGUGUCUGCUAUUAAGGUCUUGAUUUUCUAAGAUCUGCUUUAGCAACCUGUCCGCCUUCUAUAACACUAUCAUAAUCAUUACAGGUGCCUUCAUAAGUCACUAUGAGUAAACGCUACAGCGGGCGCUAUCUGUCACGUUGUAUGGGGCAGUGUGUUGCCACGGCCUCGUAAUGUUCUCUAAAUCUGUAUCAGGUCUGUUUGGUUUUUCUUUUGUUUUGUUUUUUUAUUAAUUGACCCCCCCCCCCCCCCCCCUCUACACCAAUCACUACUUAAUCAGAUAUAGCUCAGGUCUGGCCAGUCUAGUUAAUCCCUCUUGCAUCCCUUUUUACUGCAGUUACUGUCACGUCUUUAGUAUUGCCUUAACUAACCACCUUCAAGACGCUGAGCUUCCAGCCGAAAAUCGCGCAAAGCGAACCAAAGUCGCUUGCCAAAUACUUUUUGCCUUGCAUCAUUCCCGAUUUACAGAUGCCGCGUAGCUCACUGGUAGCAUUCUGGCCUCCUGUGCCAUUGAUUUCAUUAGCUGACAAGAGGCGGUGGGGGCGUGAUGAGCUGCCGAGGGGGAAGGCUUAGCCAUCUGUCUCUCGCUAGGACCAGAGUGUAUAGUGGCCAUUGCAUCAAAGGCUGUGCACAUCUUUUGUAUAGAUAUAUAUACAGAUAUAUUUUUUGUUGCAUUGCAUUUACGAUGUAAUAAAUUGAUUACUAAAAAUAUUGCACAUUGUUUCAUCUGCAGCUUGUGUGUAUUGUAAUACACAGCAAGCUGCUCAAUACAUUUCACAGAUGGUCUCUCUGACGGCCCGUCUCCUCUCCUGAAACCUCGUUCAAGUAUAAUUUGAUCCACAUUUAGCCUAAAUAAGGUCUCAGGAGGUGGUGAUAAUCUGUCAAAGAGCCCAUCUGAUGGAAUGGAUGCUGAACAGCAUUGAGCAGCUUGCUAUUUACUGUAAGGCAUGCAAGCUGCAGAUAUAAAAUGCUGCAAGAUUUUUAAGAACAUCCAAUUAAGUGUGAAAUUCUUGCAGUGUUUACUUUCCAACUUGCAGGCAUUGUAAUACAUAGCAAGCUACUUGAUACGGUUCACAAACCGUUCUGGCAGGUUGGCUCUCUGAUGGUUUGUCUCCUUUCCUGGCUUAAAAUUGGGCCGAUUAAAUGCUCAAGAGGAGGUGAUGGUCAAUCAGAGAGCCCAUGUGAUGGAAAAGACACUAAACAGCAUUAAGCAGCUUACUAUGCAUUGUAAGACAUGCAAGCUGCAGAUACAAAAUGAUGCAAAAUUUAUAAUAACGGCCAAUUACAAAAAGUGUAUUGCAAUAAGUGACAGACACUUGGCUGUUCUUGUACUCUCAACAGCAUUGAGCAGCUUGCUAUUUUAUGUAAAACGUGCAAUCUGCAACUACAGUGUCACCAGAUGGGCUCUCUGACUGAACAGUAUUGAGCAGCUUUCUAUGGUAUGUAAGACACGCAAGCUGCAGAUAUUAAAAAUCUUGUAGCAUUUUGUAUAACAGACAAUUUACAAAUGUGUUGAUCACCUGAUAAAUAGAAUAAAAACUUAUUUUGUUAUUGGCUGUUAUUAACAAUAUUGUAGUGCUUUGUAUCUGCAGCCUGCACUUCAAAUAAUGCAUAGCAAGCUGCUCAGUGAUGUACUGGUAAAAAUGACCUUAAUCAUCGCCUUCUCAUAGGCACUUACUUAAGCUGAUUCCUAAUCGAUCACAUCUGAAUGAGCUUUCAGGAGAGGAAUCAUCGGCGAGGCCGCCAGCUGGAAUGGUUCGGGAACAGUAUUGAGCAGCUUGCUAUGUAUUACAACAGAGACUAAACAGUGCAACAUUUUUUACUUUACAAAAAUGCUUGUGAUUGGAUAUCACGUAAUAAAUGCAGUUCUUUAAAAAAACGAAUGGAUACAAAGAUGUCCAUAACCUUAUAUUAUUUUGGGUAGGGUCACACACAGCGUAAUUCAUAUGACUCGUGCACCGACGGCAGUCAGUGAGCAAUGGCAGAGCGAGCUCCCUGCGGCGGCUCAGUGCUACCCGACCGCAGCGGGGAGCUCGCUCUGGUGUGAAAUACGCUGUGUGAGAUCCUACUUUUUUAAGAAGUGUUCUGCUUAUGGCAAAAUUAUCCUAUUAUUUAGCUUGUAUUCCCCCAUAUAUGUAGCAAUGAGGGCUCAACAUCUUUAACGCUAAUCUGUAGUUCAGCCUCCACUGCUUUAUGUGGGGCGGGAGGGCGACAAAAGGAAAUUCGUCACCAAUUUUUUUUUUUUUUUUUUUUACAAAUACUAUAUCCACGAGGAUGAAAGGGUGUACGAUAUAUACAGGUGAGAGGGUUCCUUAAAGGGGUACACCCCUGGAAAACAUUUUUUUUUUAAUCAACUGGUGCCAGAAAGUUAAACAGAUUUUUUAAUUGAAAUAAUUUACAAAUCUGAAUUCUUCCAGUACUUAUCAGCUGUUGUACUCUCCACAGGAAGUUCUUUUCUUUUUGACUUUCCUUUCUGUCUGACCACACUGCUCUCUUCUGACACCUCUGUCCAUUUUAGGAACUGUCCAGAGCAGGAGGGGUUUGCUAUGGGGAUUUGUUCCUGCUCCGGACAGUUCCUGACACGGACAGAGGUGUCAGCAGAGAGCAGUGUGGUCAGACA